AUGACCACUCCCAUAUGCCGAACAUCUCGCCGUCCACCGGUCAAGCUUGCUUGUCUGGCCUGUCGAGCAUCACGGAUCCGAUGCGACGGGAAGGAAAAAUGUGCGAACUGCAUCUCCCGGGAGAGGACAUGUUGCUAUGUUCCCAGCAAGCGAGGGGGAGCGAGAGUUCCUCGCAACAAGCGCAAGAGCAGAAGCAGACCAUCGUCGUCUUCGACCGUAGAGAAGGAUGAGAGUCGGCAGGCGUCAACACCUAGUGCAGAGGGAUCAUGGAAUUCAAACAAUGAGGAUGACCUUCUCGAUCAUUUUCUGAGUCUAGCGAGACCUGGUGCUGGACUACGCAGCAUCGAAAGCUCGGUGGCCGAAAUGGAACACAUCUUUGACCAUAUCUUCGGGGUUGAGAACGAGAAUCCCCUUUUCCCUGAAAGUGAUGAGUCUGUCUCGGAUCUGCUGCAGGUAUACGGUAGCGACAAGGACAUACUCGAUGCAUACUACGUUUUCAUCCAUCUCUACUAUCCCCUCCUACCUCCUCCGGAAAGGCUCCCGGCUUGCAAUCGUCCACUGAAUGGACAUCCGACAUUCCGACCGUCCAGUCCGCUAAGCCUGGCCAUCUCUGCCAUUCUCGUUCUCAUUCCCCACCCCGGAAUCAAGCAACCAUCGUCGCCGGAGUAUACGCGACUUCGACGGAACGUGGCCCACAGUUUUGCGCAGUCGGCUCUAGAAGCAGUAGAGGCCGAUCUGGAGUUACUAGACUCCUCGUCUGACCCGUCCAGAGCGCUUAGCGACGGGGCCCCAAUGAUAUCCCGGCAGCCCUUCCAUCCGAAAGUGCCAGUGCCACUCGAGGCUGUUCUGGCACUUGUACUCUUGAGUGUCUAUGAAUAUGCCCAACGGGGUAAUAUCAGGAAGAUGUGCAACCGCGCGGGACAGGCCUUGACAGCUGCGAUGAGCAUGUCACUGCAUGAGAUGGUCGAGGACGACGAGUACGCCGAGGCGCGUCGCAGAGCUUGGUGGAUAACUUAUUUGACCGUCUGUCAAGGCUCGAUAGCUAGCGGGAUGCCGGCUGCAUUCAAUUUGUACGACCCGCGCUUUGUGACGCCGUAUCCCGAGGGAUGGAAACUCCUCAUUGAGGCACAGCAGACAAUCCUCGAGGCCACCACGUUCGUCCACGAUCUCGACCAGACCGUCAAAUCUCGGUUCAAAGCAUCCUGGAUCUCGAGUCGAAUGACAGAACUAGACGAUCAAAUCACGACCCUUCUUCUCUGCAGACGGUCCUCCGUAUCCACGACGGUCUCCCCCUUGGACUCACCGGAGAAGAUAGCCUCACAGACCAUCAACCAGAUUGCGAAGAUCAAGCUACACAGCGCUCGCAUCAAAGUCCACCGAUUCUGCGCCUUUCUGGACGUCCCCGUCUUCCGCAAACGCCACUGUGAUCUCCAAGCCGAAUGCUGUGGCGUUGAGCCCGCAGAAUCCGCCAUCCCGGAAGAUAUUCCCCUUCCUUCAAUCAUGAGAGCUGACCUCCCCGAUCUCACGUUUCCAUCCUCCUCGCAUGAAUCGUCCAAAAUAUGUCUUCAGUCUGCGCUAAACAUCGUCACCCUUGUCGAUAACCUCCCCUACCCGAACCCAGACCAUACCAUACCCUUGACCCUACCUCCGUAUCUGUCACAUGCCUCCCGUGUAGAAAUACCCCGAGUGAUGCCAACCUUCGCCUGCUGCGUAAUGCAGGCAAGCUAUGCGAUGCUGAUGCUGUAUCUCAAGGCGCGGGCAAAACAUGCCAAUAGCCCCGAGGACUCGGUGUCUGUCAAAGGCCUGUCGCUCACGGGGUUUCUGAAUGAGUUGCAGCAGAACCUCCGGCUUGUUUCGAAGAUUCUGGCCAAUUUUGCGAUUGCUGCUGAGGCGUUGCAGGGUAUGAAGGGUGAGUUUUUGUUCUUCGUUUCUGCCAUGUUGUUUGCUGACCAGGUUAGAGGAGGUAUCGCAUUGGGCUUUCUUGGAGGGUUGAUCGGGUCUAUAGUAUAG
Messenger RNA from Aspergillus fischeri NRRL 181, 2010 nucleotides. RefSeq names its product putative C6 finger domain protein. NCBI's taxonomy places the organism in Eukaryota, Fungi, Ascomycota, Eurotiomycetes, Eurotiales, Aspergillaceae. The transcript has 8 exons. Gene Ontology annotation, biological process: regulation of DNA-templated transcription. The coding region runs from base 1 to 2010 and encodes 669 amino acids. The record is from RefSeq and is a predicted model, not a curated record. Gene Ontology annotation, molecular function: DNA-binding transcription factor activity, RNA polymerase II-specific; zinc ion binding.